This is a messenger RNA of Saprolegnia parasitica CBS 223.65, 1290 nucleotides long. RefSeq lists its product as hypothetical. The transcript has 9 exons. Lineage: Eukaryota; Oomycota; Saprolegniomycetes; Saprolegniales; Saprolegniaceae. The record is from RefSeq and is a predicted model, not a curated record. Gene Ontology annotation, molecular function: chitin binding; hydrolase activity, hydrolyzing O-glycosyl compounds. Gene Ontology annotation, biological process: carbohydrate metabolic process. Bases 1 to 1290 code for a protein of 429 amino acids.
AUGGCGAGCGGCCUGAAUCCCAUUUCGUCGUCGUCGUCGCAAGGCGGCACGCCAACGUACGGCCGCCUCACCACCGCCGAGCUCAUUGGUUCGUGCCCGGUGCUCGCGGAAGGAAGCACGAUGCUCGAAGACCCCGCGCCGUUCAAGCCGACGGUGCGCCACUUGUGGCCGCUUCUGCCCGGCCUGGCCAUCAUGGGCGCCGUAGCGUACUUCGUGUCGAUCGUCGUCACCGACAACUGCGUCGACCUGAACAUGUCCGAGGUCACGUACCGCGACAACAACAUCCUUGGUGAGCAAUGCCGCGCUGUCGAGCGCGAGGUGCCGUGGCGCGAGCUCACGCGCAAGCUCCGCCGCUGCAAGCGCCACGAGUACUAUGACCCGCUGCACGACGACUGCCAACUGUGCCCUGCGACAACGCCCCACGACCGCGUCUUUGCCGUCUUUUGGGAGAGUCAGAAGGACUGCGCCCGCCUCGUGGAAGAAGUCAACACCAAGUAUGUGACGCACGUCUACUGGGCGUUUGCGACGCUGAGCAUGACGGGCGAAGUCUCGCAGUCGCUGCAGCGCUGCAUCAAGCAGCUCAUCAGUAUUGGCGGCGCCGAGAGCCGCGACUCGUUCUACGCCCUACGCGACGAGAAGGCGUUCGAUCUCUUUACACGCACGUCGCUCUCGGUCGUCAAAAAGUUUGACUUUGAUGGCAUCGACAUGGACGAUGAGAGCGGGAACCAGCCGCAAGCCAACUUUAAAUGGAAGGAGACGCAGGCCCCUGUCGUGUACAAGUACCUCGUGGCGCUGCGCAAUGGCUUGGACGCGAUGCAGGCCCCGGAUGAGCCGCGCUAUUUGCUGACGUGGGAUGAGUUUCCGACGAGCUUGGACGGCCAAGAGGGCGGGUAUGUCGGCUGCAGCCUCGUCUCGGACGGCGGCUGGUUCCGCUGUUACGACGAGAAAUUCACGCCGCUCCUCGACUGGGUCAACAUCAUGUUGUACAACAUCCCGUCCACGGACGGGUACGAGGCGAUGUUGAGUCGCCGCAUUCCGCAAAACUGGGUGCCCGCGAUUGGCGCUGACAAGCUCAUCAUUGGCGCCUGCAGCAGCCUCGGGUGCGUCGAGCCCGUGCCGCCGCCGGGCCAAUCGUACAAGAACGCGUACAACGGCUCUGCACUGUACAAAGGCGCCAUGCUGUGGAGUGCGACCAAUGACGUCCUCUACGACGGCGGCCAUACGAUGAAGACGAUGGGCCAAGCCGGCAACUACGGUGUGCGCAUGCCGUUCCGGCCGCUCGACGUGUGA